Molecule: messenger RNA, 2182 nt
Organism: Syngnathus typhle (broad-nosed pipefish)
Lineage: Eukaryota; Metazoa; Chordata; Actinopteri; Syngnathiformes; Syngnathidae
Gene: cenatac
Product: centrosomal AT-AC splicing factor
Exons: 11
Coding region: 100-1158 (352 amino acids)
Source: RefSeq, a predicted model, not a curated record
ACUGUCCGGAAAUGACGUCACGUCGCCGCCAUAUUGACGCUGCCUGCGGAUUCGGACAACACUGGUGUCACUAGUUUGUUAUUCACCUUAUUUGACUAAAUGGGCGCCUAUUACUGCGCCAUAUGUAGGCAAACGGCGUUCAACGGGAAAGGACAUAUCUUCGGGAAACACCACCAAAGCAGACUUAGGCUUGUGUUAAUGAAAUUCAUUGAAAAGGUGAAGGAAGCACGGCGCACACUUAACAAACCCGCAGUUGAAAAAUUUGACAGCGCUCAACACGAGAAAACCUUUUGGUGUUACUGCUGCGGACGGGAAGUGGAACGAAAUGUCACUGACGGCAACAUGACCGUCCGACACGGAGGAUUGUUGGAGCACAUGGCCACGCCAGAACACAGAAAGAGUACCCACAAGUUCUGGUGGGAAAACAAGGCAGACCCCAAGUUAAAAGACAAAGUCAUCCUCACGCAGGAAGAGACUCAACGGUUCAAAGCUGAAGUGGCCAAAGUGUUGGAAACAUUUGUGGAGAAGGAGGAUGAAUUCAUCAAACAGCAAGCCGAGUUGAUCCGGGCCCAGGAGAAAGGGCGUCAAGAGCUCCUCGAGUCUCGUCUAGAGCAUGAAGCGGCGCCAGAGUCAAGCAACGGACCAAACGCAGCAGAAACCGUCACAGGGGCCGGUGUCAGCUUUCGGGGGAUGACGACGUGGGGAGCCCGCCAGCACACGGCGAGAAGCCUUGUCCAUUCGACGCUCAACGCGCAGGAGCGGGGCCUGACUUUUAUUGGUCAUCAGGAUUCAUCAAACGGUGGAAAUGUACACACAGGUGCCGUGCCUCCUUGGCUCCAGAAUGAUGAUCCUCUCGAGGGGACGUCUUCAAACACGGCACCUCCCGAGAUUGGCCCGUCGGCCCAGGGCUUCCUCAGACAGAAGGAGCAAGAGAAGCUGAGGAAGCUCCCCCCAAACCGAGUCGGGGCCAACUUUGACCAUAGCUCACACACGGACGCCAACUGGUUGCCCUCCUUCGGCCGCGUGUGGAACAGCGGCAGACGUUGGCAGUCCAGGCACCAGUUCAGACAGGAGGAAGGCCAGAAGAAUAAAGCCAAGAGGAAAAUGAAGCAAGGUGGGGAAAGGUCGAAGAAAGCAAAGAUGACAGCAAAUGACUAAUAUCUGAGUUGGUGGACCGAGGUUGCGUCCUCGGUUUACCACAGAGUUCCAAUUCUUGUCGUAAUCUGAAAGCAGCGUUCAAGUCUAUUAUGGUGAACAUUUGUUUGAGAGAAACACCGCCGCGAUAAAGUAAAAUAAAAUUGAAAAACUGUAAAUAUGAAGAUAACCAAGCAAAUUUACUGUGGCUUCGUAUUCGCUGUUUUGUUAACAUAACAGCAGAUGGCGCCAUACACUGCACUUUUAAAGUUAAGAACUCGUUGAGGGCGUGAGUCAAAAUGAAAUUGAUGCUUUUCUGCUCCCUGUGCUCAAACAGGUAUAAAUCUGGGCUUUUUUUUUUUUUGUUGCUCUUUUCAUUUAGACAAAUGUAUAAUUUUACCUGAAGAAAAAAAAAAUCUAAAAUUGAAUUUUAUUGCUCGAUGUUUUAUAUACGUUUGUAAGUACAACUAUAAGUGAACCAACAAUACCUUACGAUGCAUCCAUCCCUCCAUCCAUUUAUUGUACCGCUAUGUCCCCACGGGGGUCGCGGGCGUGCUGGAGCCUAUCCCAGUGGUCAUCGCGCAGUAGGCGGUUGCCAGCCAAUCGAGACGAACAACCAUCCACACUCGCACCCACACCAAACGGCCUGUCAAUUAGUUGAAAUUGUUAAGACAUUUUGAAAAUGUACAAAGAUGAGUUAUUUGUUGUUGUUAUUUCAAGAGUUCAUACAUCCAAUAAUAUUCCAUCACAACUUGCUAGCUUGCAUUGCAUAUUCGCUGUUUCCUGUGAAUAUAAACGGUCAUUUUCCAUUCCACACUGUAAUAAAUUGUGUGUAAUGUGCGAUUCGAGGGAAAUAUGUGCCGUAAUGUUCUGCAGUGCAAAAUUAACACAUUUUUAAAGGCAAAUGUCCUAGUUAAUGGCCUUCUGGGAAAUAUCUCGUCACCACAUAUUAAUUUCAUCAUCAUUUGUACAGACCUUGAAAUGAGCACCAAUGCUCACAGGCUCUCAAGGAAAUUAUAGGGACAAUACACAUGCAAUUGGACCUCUG